UUAACUUUAACCCUUUCGUCACAACAUUCUUUAUCGAGGAAAAGAUGCUUGCCGAGCUUGUAGUAGCACGGAUGUCAUGACAGAGAAAGGGGAAGAGAAACCGGGCCUCCCUCAGGUCCCCCUCACGGACAAGGAGAGGAUAAUCGCCUUGUUUAGGCAACUGGAUGUAAACGAUGAUGGUAGGAUCGACGUACAAGAAAUAAGAAAGAGAUUAAGGCAGCAAGGAAUGGACCCAAGUGUUGCUGAAACUGUGGUUCAGAUUGGUGAUAGGAAUAACGAUGGCCGUCUUGAUGAAUCAGAAUUCUUGCAAUACUGCACUGAUCAAGAGAAAAAACUGUGGACUGUGUUUCAUUACGUGGAUGCCAAUAAAGAUGGUGCUAUAGAUUCAGACGAGAUAAAAGUGAAACUAAGCGAAAUUAAUAUCCGGAUAUCUGAUGAGGACGCUAAAAAGCUCCUUAGAAAGAUGGAUAAAGAUGGCGAUGUGAAAAUCACUUGGGAGGAAUGGAGAGACUUCCUUCUCUUGCAUCCAAACACAAAUUGGAAAGAAAUAUCAAAAGUUUGGAGACAUGCUACGUUUGGUAAUAUUGGUGAGUAUGUGGACACUCCAGCGAUUCCUGAUGAGCUAUCAACAGAAGAGAAGGACUCAGGAAUAUGGUGGAAGCAGAUAAUAGCAGGAGGAGGAGCUGGAGCAGUGUCUCGUACUGUUACUGCUCCGUUGGAUCGCCUGAAGGUUUUCUUUCAAGUUCAGUCUAUGACAGGGAAGUCUUAUACCAUCAGAAGCUGCCUGGGAGGGAUGGUGAGUGAAGGAGGGGUGAGGUCUCUCUGGAGAGGAAACGGAACCAACGUUAUCAAAAUAGCACCAGAAUCGGCACUGAGGUUCUUCGCUUUUGAGAAGAUUAAAGCAUUAUUAAAGCAAGAUGACCAACCUCUUAAAGUUUACGAGCGACUGUUGGCUGGUUCUACAGCUGGAGUCAUUGCACAGACUACCAUUUAUCCCAUGGAGGUUCUAAAGACGAGGUUAGCCCUGGGUACUACUGGCCAAUACUCUGGUAUCAUUAAUUGUUUUAAUAAGAUUCGAGUCACUGAAGGCUAUCGUUCAUUCUAUCGCGGUCUCACUCCGAGUCUGUUAGGGAUAAUACCGUAUGCUGGGAUAGACCUAGCUGUUUAUGAGACUCUAAAGAACCUUUGGUUGAAGAGACAUGAUGAGAGCGAGCCUGGAGUAUUGAUACCAUUAGCCUGUGGUACAGUAUCCAGUACCUGUGGACAACUAGUCAGCUAUCCACUCUCUCUUGUUAGGACUAGACUACAAGCACAAACCUCUUCACCUCAAGGCAAAGAAACAAAGGGUAUGAUAGAUACAGUUUAUACAAUAACAGCGAAUGAAGGAGUAAGGGGCCUUUAUAGAGGCAUAUUGCCAAACUUUCUUAAAGUAAUACCAGCAGUUUCUAUUGGCUAUGUCGUGUAUGAGAAAUUUAAAGUACUUCUUAAAGUCAGCACGGUCAAAUAAUUAUUUAUUACAGUAUUAUUAUAUAAUUUAUUAUAAUAAUUAUUGUCACUGAUCAUUCUCGUUAUUAUUAAUUAUUAAUUGAUGUAGUUAAUGUGUAGUUAUUAAUUUUGCGUGCAUAAAAAGAGCUGAAAAGGAA
Molecule: messenger RNA, 1643 nt
Organism: Amphimedon queenslandica
Lineage: Eukaryota; Metazoa; Porifera; Demospongiae; Haplosclerida; Niphatidae
Product: calcium-binding mitochondrial carrier protein SCaMC-3-like
Exons: 10
Coding region: 77-1507 (476 amino acids)
Biological process (GO): transmembrane transport
Molecular function (GO): calcium ion binding
Source: RefSeq, a predicted model, not a curated record